AUGAAUAAUUAGUAAUAAAUUAUAGCUGUCUUAACCUAAAUCAAAGAAUUCUAACAAAAAAUUAAAGUUAAGACAUCUAAAUAUCUUAAACAACUUGAUAUAUUCAAAUUGUAAUUAAAUCCUAAAGAAAUUCGAUUAUAUUUAAUAGGUAAUGAAUAAUUACCAUUUGGAUUAUUAUAUUGUAUAGGAAAUAAAUCUAAAGUUUUUGAUGGUAGUUUAAGGAAAUCUGCAUAUAGUGCUGAAUUAUUUUUGAAUAUUUUAGAAAAACAUCCAUAAAGAAUUGAAUUCAUUAAAGUAUUUGCAGAUCUUGAAGAUGAGGAAUACAAAUUGCUUUAAUUAUCUACUCAUGUAUUAACUGAUAAAAAAUUAUAAGAUAAAGGACUUAUUGCUUUUAAGAUUUUUAAGUACUUAAAAGAUGAAAGACCUCAUUUUAAUCUUGACUGUAUUCUUGAAAUUAAAAAACUCAAGGAAUAAUUCGAAAAAUUGGUAUAAGAGUGUGAGAGUCUAAUAGAUUUAAGAGUAAAUCCAAUAAACUACAUGGAAAGAAUCUGAUUAAGCACCUCCAGAGAAUCUGAACUUAUAAAGAGAGUAAAAUAAAAGAUAAAAGAAAUUAGAACAUAUUACUUUAUAAUGGGAUGGAAAUCCAGAAUAUUUAAUUAAAACUUUUUAUAAUCCUUUUAUUCCUCAAUAGAGAACUACUAAAUCUAAUAAAAAUAGAGGUGCAGCAUUAAAAAAAAAGUAAAUAGCUGAAAGUUUAAAUGCAGUUGUUGAUGUAGAAUCAGUUGAAUAAAUUAAAAAUUUGGAUAAAGUUAUUGUUAAAAUUCAUCUUGAUUCUCCAUAAUUUGAUGCUUAAACAUUCUUAAAAAUAAUAUAAUCAUAAAUUACAAAAUAAUCUAUGACUAUGCUCUAAUAAUAAAAUAUUGAAAUGAAUAAGAAUAUUGUAUACUAUUUUAUUGAUGAUUUCUUUUGUAUUAAUUAAGGCAUUUUAUAAAUUCAUAAUGAAUUCAUUUCUAAAGAAUUUAAGGAUCAAAUAAAGAGAAAAAAGUCAUUAGCAUAAAAUGAUAAGUCAAAUUAACCUAUAUAAGUUGAUCAAAUCUUAGUUUUUGGAUCUUUAUCUAAAAGAACAUUUUAAUUAUUGUCUAAAUUAAAUUAAAUUUCAUAAUCAAUGAAUUAAUUAAGAAUGAGUUAAAUAAAAUUUAAAAUCAGUAAUUGAUUUCAUUAGGAAAUGUGAAUAAUAUGUUUAAUUGCCAAAUUAAUUGAAAGAAACUUAUCUAUAAAGAAAUAAUGCUUAAGUGAUGAAACUUAUUUCUUUAUAAAAGGAGAAUAUGAAUUAAUAUAAAAAUAUAUCAUUGUUUAAAUAGUUGAAUGAAUAGAUAAAUUAAUUAAUGAAAUAGAUAUACAAUGAUAUGCUUUAAUAGAUAAAAUAAGAUAAUUUGGAGUACAAUUAAAUUUUAGAAAUAGCAGAAUACAUAAAUGAAUUAAAUUUAACUUAGAAUAGUACUUAAGAUAUUGUUAAUAAUCUUUAGCAAUCUAUAAUGAUAAGUUUUAUGACUUAUUUUAAUAAAACUUUGCUAUAGAGGGAUAAUGAAGCUUAUUAAGUUGAAAUGAUUAGAGGUGAUUUUAUUAUUGAAUUUCUUUAAUAAUGUUCAUUACCUUAAAAGGAAUUGUAAUUAUAGAAUUGCAAAGCUUUAGAAAAUUUUGUAAGUGGUAAAUUUAGCAAAUAAGUUAAAUAGUUUUUAAAUUUAUGUAGAGAUCUUAAUUUCAAUCCAAAUAUAUAAAAAUUGAAAGAAGAAAUUAAAAUUCUUUAAUUUUUGGAAUCAGCUUAAAAAUCAUGGUUUAGUUAUAAAUCUGGAUAUAGAAUCAAUUAAAAAUAUGUUUUAAUUUAUAGCUAAUCUAUUUGGAGAUACUCCGAAGAUAGAUAAUUCUAUUAAUGA
Paramecium pentaurelia is the source of this 1934-nucleotide messenger RNA. Lineage: Eukaryota; Ciliophora; Oligohymenophorea; Peniculida; Parameciidae. The record is from the annotation of a GenBank genome assembly.